CCAUCUCCACACUAAUGCUCUAAGGUCACGAAGGGUGAACGUCCAUUAAAUCUUGCCGGGUGAAGCUCUCAGGUCAAAAGAACACCAAGCCUUAGUGAUGGCCUUCAGCAGUAAAGUAGUGUUGGUGACAGGCGCCUCAUCAGGCAUUGGGGCGGCCACAGCGCGCCUGCUCGCCGGCCGUGGCGCCACACUGGCGCUGGCGGGCCGACGCGCCGAUAACUUGCAGCGCGUGGCCAGCGAGUGCGCGGAGGCGGGCCGCGGCCAGCCGCUGCUGACCAUCACUGGCGACCUGACGCGUGAGCCAGAUGCAGAGCGGCUGGUGGAGCAGUCGGUGCAGAAGUAUGGCCGGCUGGACGUGCUCGUCAACUGCGCCGGCAUCCUCGAGCUGGGCAGUGUCGAGACCACGUCGCUGCAGCAAUACGACCGCCUCAUGGGCAUCAACGUGCGCGCCGUGUACCACCUGACGAUGCUGGCCGUGCCGCACCUGGUGGCGGCGCAGGGCAACAUCGUCAACGUCUCCAGCGUGAACGGGAUCCGCGCCUUUCCCAACCUGCUGGCCUACAACAUGUCCAAGGCGGCGCUGGACCAUAUGACGCGCUGCCUGGCCCUGGAGCUGGCGCCGCACCAGGUGCGCGUCAACGCCGUCAACCCAGGCGUGACGGUGACGGAGCUGCAGAAGCGCGGCGGUCUGGACGAGGCCGCCUACGAGCAGUUCUUGGAGCGGAGCCGCACCACGCACGCGCUCGGCCGGCCCGGCCAGCCGGACGAGGUGGCUGCCGCCAUCGCGUUCCUGGCGUCGGAUGAGGCUGCCUUCAUCACAGGCGCCUCGCUGCCCGUGGACGGCGGCCGGCACGCCAUGUGCCCGCGCUGA
Messenger RNA from Pollicipes pollicipes, 871 nucleotides. Its product is annotated as 3-oxoacyl-[acyl-carrier-protein] reductase FabG-like. Gene Ontology annotation, molecular function: oxidoreductase activity. NCBI's taxonomy places the organism in Eukaryota, Metazoa, Arthropoda, Thecostraca, Pollicipedomorpha, Pollicipedidae. The record is from RefSeq and is a predicted model, not a curated record.